Raphanus sativus (radish) is the source of this 1038-nucleotide messenger RNA. Its product is annotated as protein BASIC PENTACYSTEINE7. Gene Ontology annotation, molecular function: sequence-specific DNA binding; DNA-binding transcription factor activity. Gene Ontology annotation, cellular component: nucleus. The transcript has 2 exons. Gene Ontology annotation, biological process: response to ethylene. Lineage: Eukaryota; Viridiplantae; Streptophyta; Magnoliopsida; Brassicales; Brassicaceae. Bases 199 to 876 code for a protein of 225 amino acids. The record is from RefSeq and is a predicted model, not a curated record.
UGGGGCGAAUAAGAAGCGGAUUGUUUUGAAAAUCGGUGAGCCCUAGAAUUCGAGAGAGAGAGAGAGAGAGUGGAGUGCGAGAGCGUAGCAGUAAAAGUGUUGCCGUUGGUAACUAACUCUCGUCGAUAUCUCUCUUGCUCUUGGAUUCGACUCUGUUUCGAGAAAGCUACUGCUUCAGGGUGCGGGUCUUACCACGAGAUGAAUUCAUAUCCAUCACGAAAUCAUAUGCAACAACCUGCUACUACAAGCACAACCAAGGAGACAAGCUUGCCUACUUCUAAUCCUCAUUGGUUCCAUUCUUACUUCCCUGUUCCAAGGACCACAGGCUUUGAUCUUUCUCAAGUCCCUCAAGCAGAGCCUGCUGAAGUUGUCGUGGUGCCUCAGGUUCAUUUGUUUCCUCCUCCUACAAGAGAAUCUAGACACGAUAUAGAGCAGAAGUCUCCUUCGAAAGCGUUGAAGCCAAAACCACAAAGUAAGAAACGCUCUGCACCCAAAACCCCAAAGAAGACACUGAGCGUACCCGAAAUAAAGCGAGAGAAAAAGAAUCCUGACAUCAACGUUGUUGACAUCUCGAGCUUCGAUGUCUCCGGUGUUCCUCCUCCUGUCUGUUCGUGUACAGGCGUUCCAAAAGUUUGCUACAAAUGGGGCAUGGGCGGUUGGCAAUCGUCGUGCUGUACCAUCAGCAUAUCGACGUUCCCACUGCCCAUGAGCACCACGAGGCCUGGAACUCGUCUCGCCGGAAGGAAAAUGAGCAAUGGUGCUUAUGUCAAGCUACUUAUGAGACUUGCUGGUGAAGGCUAUGACUUGACUUGCCCGGUUGACCUCAGGAACCAUUGGGCCAGGCAUGGUACUAACAAGUUCGUGACCAUCAAGUAGUCCUUUUCAUCUGUUAGGGUUUGGUUUUAGGCUUUAGCUUUUGUGAUUUCCAUGUAUCUUUUCGUACAUAUGUUUCGUAGUGGCUUUAAAAUCAUGAAGGAGAUUCAGUGUCUAUAAUAGGCCAAGACAAGUUUUAGUUUUUAGAUGGAAUGUUAGUUAGUA